AUGGUAUCGCGUGAAUCAGACGGCUUCGUCGCCUAUACGCUUGGCAUGAAAGAGUGCGUAGUCAGACUUGUUGGCACUCGAGCUUCGAAUCGUUUCCGGCGUCAACGGCCAAUAGUCUGUCAUGCCCGAGAUAACAAACCGUGCUUGGCUGUUGGCUUGUGUGGGCAGCAGAUGAACUUGGUCGAGCUGGUUCGCCCACGCCUGGCGACAGUCGAGGACAGGAACGCUCUUUGGGCCAAUCUUGAGUAUAUUGACUGCUUCGCUACCGAUCACGCUCCUCAUACUUGGGCUGAAAAAGACGAUCCAGAAAAGGCUCCACCCGGCUUCCCUGGUGUGGAAUACAUGGUGCCACUAUUGUUGACAGCGGUCUCGCAAGGAAAAUUGACUAUACGGCAACUGCUCGACCGACUAUACUACAAUCCGAAGCGAAUAUUCGGUUUACCCGACCAGCCAGACACGUAUAUUUUGAUGCUGAGUAUUUGGCACUAUUUUUUUUCGACUGAUGGAUAUCUUCAGGUUGAUCUGAAUGAGGAGUGGAUGAUCCCCGAAAGUGGUGGAGAAAGCAAGGCGGGAUGGACACCGUACGCGGGAAUGAAAGUUCGAGGACGAGUCCAGAAAGUCGUUGUUCGGGGAGAAGAGGCUUUUGUUGAUGGAGUGAUCCAUGCUAGGCCUGGCUUUGGCAUGAAUAUUCGUUCGUUCACAAGAGCUGAUGUGUUACUUGGUAGUUCGAGUAAUGAAGUGGUCAGUCUGGGAUCAAAUGUGCUACGUGAAUUGCAAGUGGGCACUGAUGAACAACCGGAAGCUGAGGCCAAGGUUUCGAUGGAAGAUAGCCCUCCUAUCUUACCUGUUGCACAAUUUACACCUCGAGAAGUGACGCUAGCUGGAAGCCAUUUGCUUUCCGUGCAUGAUCUCAACAAAGCAACCAUCAACAACAUUUUCGAUGUGGCUGAUCGGUUCCGAGCUGACGUUGAGAGGAAACAUCCCUUGACACAUGUUCUAGAGGGUUAUGUGCUUGCGUCAAUGUUUUACGAGGUGUCUACACGAACAGCAAGUUCGUUCUCAGCAGCAAUGCAGCGUCUCGGCGGAGGAGUUGUCCAUAUGGAUAGCUUCUCGUCGUCUGUACAAAAGGAUUCGGUAACAGUUAUGUCGAACUAUGCGGAUAUCGUUGUGCUACGACAUAAGGAGACAGGUGCAGCUGCACGAGCUGCUACAGUAUCCUCUCGUCCAGUAAUCAAUGCUGGUGAUGGAGCUGGAGAGCAUCCAACUCAGGUAAGGGCGUCGGUCCUUCUGGAUUUUCAUGAGCGCCAUCAUGGGUAG
This is a messenger RNA of Cooperia oncophora, 1317 nucleotides long. NCBI's taxonomy places the organism in Eukaryota, Metazoa, Nematoda, Chromadorea, Rhabditida, Trichostrongylidae. The record is from the annotation of a GenBank genome assembly.